AUGAGAAUAGCUGUGAUUGGCCAGAGUGUAUUUGGUGCUGAAGUAUUUCGGCUCCUCCGUCAAAAUGGACAUGAAAUCGUCGGUGUGUUUACAAUUCCUGACGUCAAUGGAAAGGCAGAUCCACUUGCUGUUGCUGCAGAAAAGGAAGGUGUUCGAGUGUUUAAAUAUCCCAGAUGGCAAGUUAAAAAACAGGUAAUUCCAGAGAUCCUAGAGGAGUAUAAGAGUCUCAACCCAGAACUGAACGUGCUUCCAUUUUGCUCCCAGUUUAUCCCAAAUGAAGUUAUUCUCUUCCCGAAACAUGAAACAAUCAUCUACCAUCCUUCCAUUCUGCCAAGGCACAGAGGAGCAUCGGCAAUCAAUUGGACUCUGAUGUGUGGUGACAAGAAGGGAGGAUUCACCAUUUUCUGGGCUGAUGAUGGUCUGGAUACUGGGCCCAUCCUUCUAACAAAGACCACUUAUGUAGAUCCUAAUGAGACUGUGGAUUCUUUCUACAAUCGCUUCUGCUUUCCAGAGGGAAUUAAAGCCAUGGGUGAAGCCGUGGAGCUGAUAGCUACUGGUCGGGCUCCCAGAAUAGUUCAACCAGAAGAGGGAGCUACUUAUGAUGCAAUGAUCAAAAAGGACAAAGUGCAGAUCAAAUGGGACCAGCCAGCUCAAGAUAUUCACAACUUUAUUCGUGGAAAUGAUAAAGUUCCUGGAGCUUGGACUAAGAUCAAUGGAGAGAAAAUUACUUUCUUUGGUUCUCGCUUGUGGACCCGCUUGCCUCCAUAUGGUACAGAGGUUGUUGUUGAAGGAAUGAGCAGGCCAGCCAUUGUACAUAAAAGAGGAAUGAUUCUUUUUGGCAAUGAUGGGGGAAUGAUAAAUGUAAGUCAGAUCCAGCAUGAGAGUGGCAAAAUGAUUCCUGCCUCUAAAUUUGGAAAGGAGGAUGCUUCCACGCAGAAGCUAGAACUGACCCCAGAGGAAGAAAAGAUCAGUGAGAAACUUCAGGCUAUCUGGAAGGGAAUCUUGAACACAGACAUCGAUAACUCUUUGGAUUUCUUCAAGGCUGGAGCUGGCUCUAUGGAUGUUGUCAGACUUGUGGAGGAGAUAAAGGAGCAGUGUGAAGUGAAGAUUGCUGUGGAGGAUGUCUACAUGAACACUGUGUUUGAGGACCUGGUCGCUUGCGUCAUUAGAAGAGGUAGAGGCAUCGAGGACCAGGAACCUUUCACCUUUCAUGCUGUUGAAAUUACUGCUAACAAGAUCAACCUUAGGAUUCCCCACCAGCUGUUCAUUGACAAUGAAUUUAUAGAUGCAUCAGACGGCGCCACCUAUAACACUAUCAAUCCUGCCGAUGAAUCAGUAAUUUGUAAAGUGAGCAAGGCAACAAAAGAUGAUGUCAACAGAGCCGUGGAGGCAGCAAAGGAAGCUUUUGAAGAGGGCGAGUGGGGCAGGAUGAAUGCCAGAGACAGAGGGCGGCUAAUGUUCAGGCUGGCAGACCUGAUGGAGCAGCACCAGGAAGAGCUGGCAACUAUCGAGAGCCUCGACUCUGGAGCAGUCUAUACCCUGGCCCUGAAGACACACAUCGGCAUGUCUGUACAAACAUUCCGAUAUUUUGCUGGCUGGUGUGACAAGAUACAU
Messenger RNA from Candidula unifasciata, 1614 nucleotides. The record is from the annotation of a GenBank genome assembly. NCBI's taxonomy places the organism in Eukaryota, Metazoa, Mollusca, Gastropoda, Stylommatophora, Geomitridae.